This is a messenger RNA of Arachis stenosperma, 4688 nucleotides long. Its product is annotated as endoribonuclease Dicer homolog 2. Gene Ontology annotation, molecular function: protein binding; ATP binding; RNA binding. The transcript has 23 exons. Gene Ontology annotation, cellular component: nucleus; cytoplasm. The record is from RefSeq and is a predicted model, not a curated record. Gene Ontology annotation, biological process: siRNA processing. Lineage: Eukaryota; Viridiplantae; Streptophyta; Magnoliopsida; Fabales; Fabaceae. The coding region runs from base 415 to 4548 and encodes 1377 amino acids.
UCCAAGAUUGCGACUGAUGUCCCCAACACAACCAUAGCAGAUUCCAUAAAUUAACCCACUACUCCUAAUAAGUACUGUACUAUAUACCGUAUAUAUGUACGUAUACAAACGUUUGCAGAGGCCUGGGAGAUUUCAUGUACACCCAUUGCCCAUACACAAAAAAAAAAGCAGCAGUGACAGUCUGUGUGUGUGUGUGUCACUUUCGUAUGAUUGACCUGUGGGUCCUUUUUCUCUGCCUUUUCCACUAUCAAGCUCCUUGGGCACCAAGCUCCUUGGGCACCAAGCAGCCUCCGGCUUAAGAAAGAGAAAAGCACUGUUCAAUCUACUUGCUCUGUGUGUGUUUUUAAGUGCAAAGUUUGAAUCUUUCUCAAUCUCAGUGCCUACCCUUUUCCUCAUUUUGUCUCGGUUGAAGUCAUGGAACCGAUCCAGAUGGAAAUUGAUGAUGGAAGCCAGCUUCAAGCUUUAGCUGAUCCUCUUCCAUUUGCUAGAAGUUAUCAACUUGAAGCUCUGGAGAAAGCUAUUCAUGAAAACACUAUAGUGUUCUUGGAGACUGGAUCAGGAAAGACUCUCAUUGCGAUCAUGCUGCUUCGCAGUUAUGCUUAUAUUCUUCGUAAGCCUUCUCGGCACAUUGCGGUGUUCUUGGUUCCAAAAGUUGUGUUGGUGACUCAACAAGCUGAAGCUGUGAAAACGCACACUGAUUUGAAAGUUGGAAUGUACUGGGGAGAUAUGGGAGUUGACUACUGGGAUGCUGCUACAUGGAAAAAAGAAAUAGAUGAACAUGAGGUGCUUGUCAUGACUCCAGCUAUAUUACUCAGAAGCUUGAGGCACAGUUUUCUCAAACUUGACAUGAUUAAGCUUUUAAUAAUGGACGAGUGCCAUCAUGCUAAGGGUAGAGACCCUUAUGCCUGCAUAAUGAAAGAGUUCUAUCAUAGAGAAUUGAACUCUGGUAUCUCUGACCUCCCUCGAAUUUUUGGGAUGACUGCAUCUCCCAUUAAGUCAAAAGUUGGAAGCUCUGAAUACUCCCUCUCUGUAAAUAUCCGUGACCUAAUGACACUAAUGGACUCAAAGGUAUACACAUGCGUAAGUGAAGAUGUCAUUGCAAAGUUCAUACCAAUCUCAACUCCAAAGUUCAAGUUUUACAUGAAAAAUGAAAUUCCAUAUGUGUUAUUUGAAAAAUUAGCAGUUGAACUCAAUAUGUUAAAACAGCAGUAUGAACUCUCCUUGAAAACUUCACAUUUCACAACAUCAGUUGCUGAGACUGCACACAAGAGGAUAACAAAGAAUUUUUCUUCCAUUAUGUUUUGCUUGGAUACACUUGGUGUUUGGUUGGCUUUAAAGGCUGCAGAGUUCUUAUCUUCCCACGAAAGUGAAUCAUUUAAAUCUGGGGAUAUAUUUGUGAAAGAAUUUAAUUUAGAUACUGUGAAGCUAUUUAAGACAUACUUAUCAUCUGGUCCUCAGCGGUUUAUUGGUAAUAACACUAAAUCGGAUAAGGAUAUGGGGCUGAUGACCUCCAAAGUUUGUUGUCUUGUUGACACACUGCUUGAGUACAGGGGUUUGUCUGACAUGCGAUGCAUAGUUUUUGUUGAACGAGUAAUUACAGCUAUUGUCCUCCAGGAUCUAUUGAAUGUAUUGCUUCCAAAAUACAAUAGCUGGAAGACGAAAUGCAUAGCAGGAAAUAAUACUGGUCUACAUAAUCAAUCCAGAAAAAUGCAAAAUGAAAUUGUGGAAGAGUUUCGUAUGGGCAAGGUCAAUAUCAUUGUUGCGACAUCAAUUCUUGAAGAGGGUUUAGAUGUUCAAAGUUGCAAUUUGGUUAUCAGAUUUGACCCCUGUCCCACUGUGUGCAGUUUCAUACAGUCCCGUGGCCGUGCUAGAAUGCAGAAUUCAGACUACAUAUUAAUGGUUCAACGUGGGGAUUCAGUCACAUAUUCUCGGCUAGAGCAAUACCUUGCUAGUGGAGAUCUUAUGAGGAAGGAGUCACUGCGUCAUUCUUCCCUUCCAUUUGAUCAUUUUGAAAGUGAUCAAUUCAAUGAGGAAGUUUAUCGAGUUGAAAGCACUAAAGCCAUUGUGACUCUGAGUUCUAGCAUUGAGCUGAUACAUAUAUUUUGCUCUUGGCUCCCUUCAGACGGGUACUUUAAACCCACUCCAAGGUGGGUAAAAGAAACAGGAACAUUGCUUCUUCCGAAAAGUUGUCCUAUACAAACUGUUUGUGUAGAAGGUGACAAGAAAGCCUUGAAGAAAAUUGCUUGCCUUGAAGCAUGCAAGCAACUUCAUAAGAUUGGAGCUUUGACAGAUAAUCUUGUUCCCAAAAUUUAUGUUGAAGAAGGGGAGAUGCAAGACUUUGCGAAUGAACCUUUCAAUGAGGAGCAACCAAGUUAUAUGCCGUGCGAAUUGGUGAACCACUUCUCUAAUACGGAGAAUACAAUAUAUCAUUGCUAUCUAAUGGAGUUAAACUCCAAUUUUAGUGAUGAUAUAUCUAAUGUUGUGGUUGCCUUGAGAGUGGAGCUUGAUCGAGAAAUUGGAAGCAAGGAAUUCCAAAUGCCUUAUGACCAAGGUAGUUUGUGUGUAAAGUUGAGAUACACAGGAACCAUCGAUCUUUCUCCAAAUCAGGUUCUUUUAUGCAAGAGAUUCCAGGUGACAAUUCUUCGACUGCUCCUGGAUCAUAAUAUGGAGAAGCUGAGAUCUGCAGACAACCUAUGUUCAGAAGGCGAUCCGGAGAUUGAUUAUCUCUUGCUUCCAACCCAUAAGCAAAGACUUUCUGUCGAUUGGUCCUCGAUCAAUUCUUUGUAUCCGUCAAAAUUUGCUUGUGGAAAUCAUUCUCUCAAUGUAUGGACAAAGAACGGCCGUGUUUGCACCUGCAUACUAAGGAACUCUUUGGUUUAUACUCCUCAUAAUGAUCAUUUUUAUAUCACAACUGAUAUAACGUGCUUGAAUGGAAACUCGCAUUUGAACCUAAGGCAUGGUGGAAUUACCACAUACAAGAAGUACUUUAUACAAAAGCAUGACAUUAAGUUGAAGUUUGAACAACAAAGACUGCUUAAAGCAAGGCAUCUCUAUCAUGUUAAAAAUUAUUGUCAUGGACACAAACAACAGGAGGACACAGUUUCUGAAGCAAGCAAGAGCACAGUUGAAUUACCUCCUGAACUGUGCUAUAUAGUCAUGUCGCCAGUGCCUAUUAGUACCAUUCAUUCCUUCUCAUUUGUUCCAUCCAUUAUGCAUCGAGUUGAGUCAUUGCUUGUAGCUUCUAACUUGAAGAAGCUGCAUUUGGAUCAUUGCAUGCAAAAUGUGGUUUCAACUAGCAAGGUCUUGGAAGCAAUUACUUCAAAAAGUUGCGGGGAGAGCUUUCACUACGAAUCUCUAGAGACUCUUGGAGAUUCUUUCUUAAAAUAUGCAACUAGUCAGCACCUUUUUCAAACAUAUCCAAAUCACCAUGAAGGUCUUCUUACUGUGAAGAGGGAAAAGAUAAUUUCUAAUGCUGCCCUAUGUAAGUUUGGGUGCAGUUGUAACCUUCCGGGCUUCAUACGAAAUUCACGUUUUGACCCACAAACUUGGGCUGUUCCCGGUGAUAAAUCAGUGAGUUUAAAACUAGAAGAGUUGGAUUCCAAAGGGGCAAAAGCUUUUGUUAGUGGAAAAAGAAAGUUAAGACGGAAGGUUAUUGCUGAUGUUGUUGAGGCACUAAUUGGUGCCUACCUUAGCACCAGUGGUGAAGAGGCCGCACUGUUGUUUAUGAACUGGGUUGGCAUCAAAGUGAACUUUAAUUUUUCACCCUAUGAGAGGCACUAUAGCAUUCAACCAGAGAGGCUGAUAAAUGUGAACUUUCUAGAAUCUCUCUUAAACUACUCCUUCCGUGACCGUCAUCUUCUAGUGGAGGCUUUCACCCAUGGUUCUUACAUGCUGCCCGAAAUUCCAAGAUGUUAUCAGCGACUCGAAUUUCUUGGGGACUCAGUAUUGGAUUAUCUCAUUACGAGGCAUUUGGACAAUAAAUAUCCUGGAAUGUCACCUGGCCAGUUAACUGACAUGAGAUCAGCGUCUGUGAGUAACGACUGUUACGCAUGGUCUGCAGUUAAGGCCGGAUUGCACAAACACAUUCUACAUGCUUCACAAGAUCUUCAUAAGGAUAUUGUAGUCAUAGUUAAUGAAGUUGCAAAGUUUUCUUCAGCAUCACCUAUUGUAUGGGAGUUAGACAUAUCAUUUCCCAAGGUACUUGGAGACAUCAUUGAGUCUUUGGCCGGAGCGAUUUUCGUUGAUUCGGAGUAUAAUAAAGAAAUCGUGUGGCAAUGCAUACGACCACUUCUGGAGCCGCUUGUUACACCGGAAACGUUAACAAUGCAUCCCACCAGAGAGUUGUCGGAGCUAUGCCAGAAAGAAAAUUACAAAAUCAAAAAGAAUCGGUCUCGCAAGGAUGGUGUCACCUCUUAUUUGAUGGAGGUACAAGCCAAUGGGACCACCAUUUAUAGUUAUGAAUACACUGGCUAUGCUGAUAGGAAAACAGCCAAGAGGAUAGUGUGUAGAGAAAUUUUGAAACAGAUGAAAAAAACACAACCCAAGUAGUUGUAAUAUUCAUAGGAAUACGAAUAUCAUAUUGUAUAGGUGCUGAUGUGCAUUAGUUGUAACAUCCUUUUGGAAAUUCCAAUAGAGGAGAGGCCUUGCAAGUUGUCAUUAAACUAUUAAAUAUAAGAGGGAAUGAAAAU